Messenger RNA from Boeremia exigua, 3064 nucleotides. RefSeq lists its product as uncharacterized. The transcript is spliced from 3 exons. Gene Ontology annotation, cellular component: cytosol. The coding region runs from base 51 to 3032 and encodes 993 amino acids. The record is from RefSeq and is a predicted model, not a curated record. Gene Ontology annotation, biological process: glutathione metabolic process. Lineage: Eukaryota; Fungi; Ascomycota; Dothideomycetes; Pleosporales; Didymellaceae. Gene Ontology annotation, molecular function: 5-oxoprolinase (ATP-hydrolyzing) activity.
UGCUAUUGGAUCUCCGCCACCGUACACAAAAUACAUCGACGUCUAGAGUCAUGAGUGCUUUGCGCAACUUGCGCAUUGGUGUUGAUGUUGGCGGUACCAACACCGAUGGAGUAAUCAUAGAUCCCGCAAGAUCAAUCGAGGCCGAUAAAGGAAUUGUUGCCUGGCACAAGGCUCCCACUACGGCGGAUCCAAGUCAUGGAAUUGCCGAUGCGAUCACUACUAUGUUCAAGACCGCAUCCGUGGAUCCCAGUUCGGUCGCCAGCGUCACGAUUGGGACGACACAUUUCGUGAAUGCGGUGGUGACCCGCGACUCCUCUCGACUCUCGCCAGUCGCAGUGCUGCGCCUGUCUGGACCAUUCAGCAAGCAUGCGCCCCCUUGUGUUGAUUGGCCAGCUUCACUUCGCAAGAUCAUCUUGGCGCAUUACGCCCUAGUGAAAGGUGGCCUUGAGAUUGAUGGCAGCCUCAUAUCAGACAUCAAGGAGCAAGAAAUUGUGGAGCAGUGCAAGAUUAUCAAAGAGAAGGGUAUCAAGAGUAUUGUGGUCAACGGAGUUUUCAGUCCAAUUGACACCAUCGAGUUGCAGGAACAGCGAGCUGCCCAGAUCAUCAAGCGAGAGCUUGGUGAGCAAGUGGAUAUCGUUCUCAGCAAGACUGUUGCUAACCUCGGCUUCUUGGAGCGAGAGAAUGCUGCGAUACUCAAUGCCUCGAUCCUGUCAUUUGCACGCAAGACGAUUGCAGCCUUUCAAGCUCCAAUAAAACAACUCGGAUUGGAAUGCCCAGUCUUCAUCACGCAGAACGACGGGACAAUCCUUAGUGGUGAGGCAGCAAGCCGGCUACCUAUUCGGACAUUCUCGUCGGGCCCGACCAACAGUAUGCGCGGCGCUGCCUUCCUUGUCGGAAAGCAAGAGAACAACGAGGCAAUGAUGGUAGUCGAUGUGGGUGGCACGACGACAGACGUUGGCCUCCUCUUGGCGAAUGGAUUCCCACGCCAACAAGCAGCUUACUCUGAAUUGUCUGGCGUCAGGAUGAACUUUUCGUAUCCAGACGUGAAAAGUAUAGGUCUCGGAGGUGGUAGCCUGGUGAGGAGAGUCGGCGGAAAAAUCCAAGUCGGACCCGAGUCUGUAGGCUACCGUCUACCCGAGAAGGCGUUGGUAUUUGGUGGCGACGUGCCAACUGCCACCGACUACACCGUGGCAGGCUCCCUUGAAGUCACGAUCGGUAAGCCAGAGCAUGUGCGAGGCAAGCUCGAUGAGAGCGAAAUCGCAGAAUUUAAAGAAGAGACCAAAGCUAUGUUAGAACGUAUCGUUGACACUAUGAAGACGUCUCCAGAAGACGUUCCGGUACUGCUUGUUGGAGGUGGUGCCGUGGUAGCGCCAGAUCGCUUGAAAGGUGCGAGCCGGGUCAUCAAGCCACGAUGGUCGGGCAUCGCGAACGCAAUUGGUGCUGCCAUGGCCAGAGUCAGCGCUGUCGUGGACACUGUCAAGUCGACAGAGAAGCAAUCCGAGAAGGAACUGCUGGUCGAAAUUUCUGCAGAAGCCAAGAGGCGAACCAUUGAGGCAGGCGCAUUAGCUGAUUCUGUGAACAUUGUCGAAAUCGAAGCACUUCCACUUCAAUAUGUGGCUGACAAGACGCGUUUUAUUGUCAGAGCUGCUGGAGACUUUGACUUUUCUCGCGCACAAGACUUCGCAAACCUUGAGCUUACCAAAGUGGACGAGGACGCAACGAGCGUGAACACCGCACAUGAUGCAAUCACGCCAGCAUCAAUCAAGGACACCACUUUCGAAAACGACGCAGUUCCAGAAGUUGACAUCGCAGGCUACAAGCCUAAGAUCGUUGCCCGUGAAUGGUGGAUUUCCGAGACGGACCUCGACUGGAUCACAAUAGGCUGCUAUAUCCUGGGUACCGGUGGUGGCGGUUCGCCCUACUCGACAAUGCUGAGAGUACGCGGAAUCUUACAAGCUGGUGGUACCAUACGGGUAGUCAGUCCAGAUGAUCUCAAAGACAAAGAUCUCAUCGGCAGUGGCGGCGGUGCUGGCAGUCCAACGGUUGGUAUCGAAAAGCUGUCAGCAGAUGAGAUGAUGGACGCUCAAAACAGCCUCUACGAGCUGUUUAAGGGAGGUCGGGCGACUCACGUAAUCCCUAUAGAGAUUGGGGGUUCCAACGGCCUUCAGGGCCUUGUCCUUGCCGCAUCGACGAACAUGAAUGUGCCGUGCGUCGAUGGCGAUUGGAUGGGCCGUGCCUAUCCCACAAAGUGGCAGACUACUCCUGUGGUGUUUGGAGAGCGUGAGAUCGUCUUCGCUCCAGUAUGUGUUGCUGAUGGCAAUGGUAAUACACUUUACAUGCCUACAGCGCAAAGCGACCUGAAGGUUGAGCAGGUCAUCAGGUCGGCUCUGAGUCAAAUGGGAAGCGCAGUUGGUACAGCCGAUGCCCCGGUCACUGGGGAGGAGACGAAACGAUGGGCAGUUGAACACACCAUGUCGCUUUCAUGGCGCAUAGGUCGGGAAGUCGCUCGAGCAAGAAAGGAAAAUCGCAUCGACAGCGUAGCUGAGUCUAUCAUCGAUGCUGUGGGAGGGCCAGACACUGGCCGUGUCCUCUUCAAAGGCAAGAUCGUCGGCGUCGAACGCAAGCUCUGGAUGGGUCACGUUUACGGCGAGGUCAUUAUCGAAGGCACCGAGGCGCAAUUCUCUGGGAAGGUUAAGAUACCAUUCAAGAACGAGAAUAUCGCCGCCAUCCGUAUGCACGAUGGACAGGAAAGCAAGACUGGAGAGGAGCGCAAUGAGGAUGUGCUCGCCAUUGUACCCGAUCUAAUUUCGGUCAUCGAUGCGCAGAACGGUGAGGCGAUUGGGACACCCGAGUAUAGAUACGGGUUGUUGGUCCUGGUCAUUGGAAUUACUGCCAGCGAGCGAUGGACCAGCCCGAAAGGUGUCGAAAUAGGCGGACCCAGUGCUUUCGGUUUGACUCAUUUGGAGUACAAGCCAUUGGGCAGGUUUGUGAAACCAGUCAGCGUUAUUGACGAGUUUGAAGAAAGAGUAUGAAACUCAAAUCUUGGGUGGAAGUCAUGGCAUGU